Paramuricea clavata is the source of this 1245-nucleotide messenger RNA. The record is from the annotation of a GenBank genome assembly. Lineage: Eukaryota; Metazoa; Cnidaria; Anthozoa; Malacalcyonacea; Plexauridae.
AUGGAUCCAGUAAAAACCAAAGCUAAUUAUUCGAGAGUAUGUCAACUUUUGGUGGACAAAGGAGGCGACGCGUUAAGAGGUGCUUUACAUGCAAAACAUCCGCCUUCCACUUUAGCUGCUGUAUUAAAUGCCAACAAAACGACAUUGAAGAAGAUAAGAUACAGUGUAAUUAAACCAUCGCAAUGGGACUUACUCUUUCCAGUUUCGGGUACACCAGAUUCAAACAAUUUUGAUAUAACUUUACUGGCCAUCUUACUCCGAAAUAUUUGUGGAUUUCCCUCACCAGUAGCAGGAUGGAAUGCUAUGCCUCCAGCCAGCGAUACCUCUAUAUCUGCACAUAUUGCGAGAAUCAAAAUCUUCAGAAAUGAGAUCUAUGGUCAUAUACCAGCUGCCCAAUAUGACGACACCACAUUUGAAACAUUGUGGCAAGAAAUUUCAAAACCUUUGAUCAAGUUAGGAAUUCCUCAACAAGAUAUAGACGAAUUAAAGGAAGCUCCUCUCAGUCCUGAAGAAGAAAGUUAUAUUGAAAAAUUAAAAAAAUGGAAAGAACUAGAAGACGAUUUUUUGUCAAAACUAAAUGACAUUGAAAAAGUAGUCCUCAAUGUGGGAAAUCAAGUACUCGAGUUACGAAGGAUAGUUGAAAAUUUGGUUCCCUCGCAAGUCGACCAACUAGCCAAGUUUGACUUUACUGGAAAGAUUGAUCGCCUUUGUCAAAAGUUUCCAAAUGGCACUAAAGAAUGGUUCUUUGAUGAGCUGUCAAGUUGGCUUGAUGAUAAAGAAUCACGGGUGAUGAUUCUGACUGCAGGUCCUGGCGCUGGGAAGAGUGUUUUGUCUGCGAAGAUUUGUGUGCAGUACAAAAAACGCGGUAAACUAGCCGGAUACCAUUUCUGCGACUUUAGAAAUUCAGAUUCAAGAAAUCCUCACAGAAUUCUCCAGUCUCUUGCCAGUCAAAUGUGCGAUAACAUUGUUGGAUUUCGUGAUAAACUGAUUGAAGUUCUUCGUCGUCAACAUUCUCAAGAAUCACUAUCAGACGCAUUCCGCGUUCUUAUAAACGAUCCCUUACAUGCCCUAUGCAGACGUGAGCCAAUGUUGAUCGUUGUGGAUGCUUUGGACGAGAGUAAAACUGAUACCAGGAGUGAAUUUUUGGAGUUAAUAUUGGAGAACUUUCCUGAAUUACCAGAAUGGAUUAAGAUAUUCAUUUCGAGUACACCAGAGCUACAAGUACAGAACAAACUUCAUGGAUCG